Messenger RNA from Acanthopagrus latus (yellowfin seabream), 4333 nucleotides. RefSeq names its product epithelial cell-transforming sequence 2 oncogene-like. The transcript has 22 exons. Lineage: Eukaryota; Metazoa; Chordata; Actinopteri; Spariformes; Sparidae. The record is from RefSeq and is a predicted model, not a curated record. The coding region runs from base 258 to 3113 and encodes 951 amino acids. Gene Ontology annotation, molecular function: protein binding; guanyl-nucleotide exchange factor activity.
CUACAUAUUUGCCUGGUGCUGUAGGUGCAGAGGUGUCUCAGGUUGACGUCAUGCUCAGUGGACAUGUGGUUCGACACCCUGCCCUCGGACUGGACCCGGUUCCGUCACUUAUUGAUGAGCCGCCGCUGUGCAGGAAUGUGCGGGUCCUGGUGUUGACGCGUCACUAAGGUGACGGGAACAAUGGCGGGCAGCUGUCGGCCUGUCGGAGGAGGCAACACACAGAUUUAAACUACAAGAAAAUUCUGGAUUUUUUCGACAUGGAACCGAGCCUGAGACCGGCCCCGCACUCGGUGAAGCGGUGGCAGCUCGGCGGGACCGACUACGACCCGCAGCCGUCCCAGACCCUCUUCAGCACCUGGACCCCACUGAACCACAAGUCCGGGAACCUGCAGUUGUUCGAGGAGAGGAUGAAGCUGGUGCUGCACUGGUUCGACCUGUGGACGGACCGGCAGAGGAAACACCUGCUGCACUCUCUGCUCGCUCGCUGCAGUGGCUCACAGCUCAGGCACUGCAGGGAUCUGCUGAUGGAGACGGUUCCUGUGACCCGAGUGGACUUCACGGCGGUUCUGCCUCGCUUCCUGUCCCUGUAUGUGAUGUCAUUUCUGACCCCUCGUGACCUCUGCGCCGCCGCCCAGGUCAGCUGGCACUGGAGGAUCCUCGCCGAGCAGGACUGCCUCUGGGCCGGGCGCUGCAUCAGGAGAGGCUGGUUCCUUCCCUACGCUCCGGGAGAGAAAGAGUUCGGAGCGUGGAAGAACCACUACGUCGCCUGCUUCUCCACGCUGGACUGGCUCGCUCCGCGGGAGGUGGCAGAGCAGUACGGGACGUUGAACCGGCCGAGCCCAGAGGAGGAGGAGGAAGAGGAGGAGAGGAGGAAGGAGAGGAGGAUCCGGCAGAUGAUCCGAGACAGACUGCAGGAGGAGAAGAGGCUGUCGAUCAGAACCAGGAGAGCCUGGGGUAGCUACUCAAAGCCAGGGGGAGACAGAGGAGGGAGGCCCGGUUCUGGACUCACACUCAGGUCGUGGCCUUCUGUCUCCUGGACUGACUUGUCUCCCAACCUGGACAGAGAACAGGAGAGAGUCCAGCCUUCCACUAGCAGUGACGGACCGACCCGAGCCAGUGGAGCUCUGUCCUCCUUCACCUAUAGACCUGCACCGCCACACUCGGCCCCUCACGUCCACCUGCCCCCUCCGGCCCUCUUACUGCUGGUCUCCGACAGGAUCCCCGCCUAUGAGCUGCUGCUGAGCGGUGUGAAGGCCGGAGUGAUUCUGGUUCUGUACGACCACAGAGGGACUCUCUCGGCUCUGUUAGCCCAGGCGGAGAGGGCCGUUUCCGGGCAGAGAGCACGGAGGCUGGGCCUGCUCGCUCCAGGAGGAACGGAGGAAAUCCAUCUGCUUCGCGGAAGCAGCUUGUCAGAAAAGACUCUCCGGACCCCCGACUGUAGAGACUUCUGGGAGAAGCUGUGUGGCUGGGUGGCACCGACCGACGAGGGAGGAGGCAUCGACAUCUUCUCCCCGCUGGCUGCAUCCGCAUCAGGCGUGGCUCUGAUCCAGACCCUCUCUACUCUGACCGGUCUGGAGGUUCGGGCGCCCAUGGGUCUUGCCACCGGAAGUUUCCAAAACAUCCUGAGUGAGUGGUCCGACAGCAGCGUGGGCGCCGGACUCUCGGACCAGCAGCCAGCGUCCCCGCCGCUGCAGUACGUGUGCGAGGGCGUCCUGCAGGCCUGGUGCUCACAGGCCCAGUGGAUGGAGGAGGUUCUGGUGGAGCUGAGGGCCCGCCUGGCGCCGCAGCUACAGCGGGUCAGCCUCCAGGCCAGAGGCCGAGCUCUGGGACGUUUACUGUGUGAGGCAAUCUGCCUGGAGGAGCUUUUUGUGUCCACAGAUCUGAGCGAGGCUCUGACGGAGGGACUCGCUGCUCUCAGCAGACAGCAGGAGACCAGACCUCUGGAGUUUCUCGCCAGCUUCCUGACAAGAUGGCGUGAGCAGAAGGAGAAAGAGGAGAGCGGCGAUGAUUUCUCUUUAUCAUCGCACAGAUCAGAGAAAGGCCUCGACCGGGCCCGGAUACCUGAGCUGCCACAGACGGUGUUCGACUGGAGAGGCGCCGUCGCCAGAGAGCUGCACCACAGCGAGGGUGUUUAUCUGAGCAGACUGGGCGCCGUGAUGAAGGUGUACCAUGAACCUCUCACAGCCGCCCUGAACUCCAACAGAGCCAUCCUGAGCUUCGCCGACAUCCACACUGUCCUCAGCCCGGUCGCACAGAUCCUGGAGCUCAACAGGGUGUUUCAGGCUGAUUUACGAGCCAGGCUGCAGCAGUGGGGCGCUGAGCAGUGUGUCGGAGACGUGUUCCUGAAACUGUGCUCCAAACUCCGAGUCUACACCAACUACCUCAACAGCUACGCCACCGCCGUCCGCACCAUCGACAAGUGCAGGGAGACAAAACCUCCGUUUCGGGCUUUCCUGAACAGAUCGGACAGAACACUAGCGACACACAUGCUGAACCUGCAGGAGCUGCUGCUGUGUCCGGUCUGGAGGAUGCAGGAGUACGUGACUCUGCUUCAGGCGCUGACGGUGCACACACACCCCGGCCACCCAGACCACACGCACCUCUCCUCCGCCCUCGGCACCCUGCUACGAUUCAGAGGGUUCAUACAGAAGUCGAAGGGGAACGCGGAGAGAGACCGACAGAUGGAGGAGACGCAGCAGAUGAUCCGAGGCUGCCCGAGCCUCAGUGAAGGAAACAGGCAGCUGAUCGUAACUCAGGAUGCUGCUUUGUUCCGGAGCCCCGACGAACAGAUCCCAGACUCCCUCAGGAUCUUUGAGCAGGUGUCUGAUGUGGGCCUGUUCCUGUUUAAUGACGCUUUGGUGUUGACGAGGCGAAAUGUGCACCACACGCUUUUCACGCCGGCCCACCGGAGCACACACACCUUCCUGGCAUCGGUGGCUCUCUGCAGCCUGGCCGUCAGAGAGAUCACACACUCGCGCUAUGUGAGUCACGCCUUCGUCCUGGAGGGUCCCUGCCGGUCCUGGGUUUGUGCCACGAACAGCGGCGAGGAAAGGGAGCACUUCCUCUUGGUGCUGCGUUCAGCGAUAGACGCCGCUCUGACAGAACAUCAGUGACAAGAGAAGCCCUCCUGUGUUGCCCAGCGUGACGGAGCAGAGCCCAGACGGAUCCGAUGGUAGGAAGGUGUGAAUAGCUGAAGUCGUCUGUCACCACCGAGGGCCACCGGGGAAGAAGACGGAUCGCCUACAACGAUCCUCAGACCGAGAUCCUCCGGUGCUGCAUCCUCAAAACACAGAUAAACACCUGCGCCGACACAAGAAGGCCUUAAAUGCAGCUUUCAGAACGAUUACGUGCUCCAUUUUAAUCAGAUUAAACUGGAUUCUGCUGUGGAGAAGGAUGUGGAAGGCUGGGAUUUGUUUUCAGUGAGCGCUGAAAGAUUUGGGUCUGUUUUCUUUCAGUAAUUAGGGUUUUUUUUUUUGUUUCAGAGCAGAUAUUUAGUCAACUUAUCAUCUAUUUUAUCUCAGUUUUAUGUGUUAUAUCAUCAAGUUUAACUACAAACAUUUUUUUACAUACUUGUACUCUAAUAUCUGAACUUCCACUCCACCACCUGUAUUAUUUAUUACCUUAGUCACUAGUUACUUUACAACAGAGCCAAAUCAGAUGAAGAAAUAAGAUACUUACAAUAAUAGUUGAUUACACCACUGAUAACUACAAGAAUACAGUUUAUACGUACAUAGAAAUAUAUGUUGAAUUUACUUUUACUUGAACUUUUGAAACAUUUAUUACCAGGUGACUGCGUUUAAUACUCAAGUGCAUUUAACAUCAGAUACUUUAUGAUGAUUUGUGAUGUUUUAACACGAUAUCUUUACUUUUCACAACACUGUGUGAGACAUAACUCAACAUAUGUACAUAGGAGCAUAAAACAUACAUAUUUGUGUGAAACUAUUCCAGUUUUUAAUAAGUUUCACUAAAGUUUUGUUUGUAAAUCUGUUACUUGAUGCUACGUGAUGUUGUUUGUUUUGUUUCUGUUCGGCCAGCAGAGGGCAGCACUUUGUUAAUUUUGGAAGUGGCUGCUCAGCCUCAAGCUAUAACGUCUCCUUUACAUAUUCACUCAGUUGUUUUUGACUACAAAUGCUUAAAAAAACUUAUAAAAGGCUCAUUUUGAUGCAUGGCCACAGUGUUAUUGUGUAGUUAAAGGUGCACUACGUAGUUCCAGGGCAAAAAGCUGGUAUUAAUAUUAAUAUUUAAAAAAAAUAUAAGAAAAAAAAAUUCUGUCCUCUAAAUCUGUUGAAUGUUUGAAGCAAGUAAUUAAAUAUCCUGCAAACAUAAAUAAGAA